Tetrahymena thermophila SB210 is the source of this 7084-nucleotide messenger RNA. RefSeq lists its product as hypothetical. The transcript is spliced from 7 exons. NCBI's taxonomy places the organism in Eukaryota, Ciliophora, Oligohymenophorea, Hymenostomatida, Tetrahymenidae. The record is from RefSeq and is a predicted model, not a curated record.
AAUAAAAAGAAAAGAUUUGAAAUAAGUUAAUAUUUAGUAGAAAAGCAAACAUUAAAUGAACAAGACUAGAAUUUUAGAUAAUGUAGAUACAUCAGAGAAUCUUUUAUUUAAGUCAUUAAUAUCAAGAUCUUUGAUCAAAGAAGUUUACUAAAAGCCUGCUUAUUUGAUGAAAAUUGUAAAUGUAUUAGCAUAUCUGUUAGAAAUAAUUGAGAGCUAUUGCAAGUAGUCUAUUUAUUCUCUUUCCGAUUUCAUCGUGCAAUACUAUCAAUAAAAGUACCCUUAGAACGAACAGCAUUAAAAAUAGUUAACAAUCUUGUUCUACUCUUUCUAUUAACAGCUUCAUUUAUCUAAAGAAUUGUAAUUGUUAGACAAGUUAUUUCAAAUUACCAUGAUAGAUUCUCAUAUCCUUCUUAAGUUUUACUUAAGAUUGAGAAAGUAGACUUAAAUCUAUUUAAGAAACAACAGAAAAGUUCAUGAAUUUUUCGAAAGCGAAGUGCUUUAGUUUGAUGAUUGGACUACAAUAAUAGGAAGAAUUUUUAAAUCAAAUGGAAUCAGAGAAAUAGGAUAUUUAGUUAAGGAUUAUAAUUUGAUAGCAAAAUCACUAGAAAAGUAAAAGGAGAAUUCAAUUGAAGUUAUACCAUUCUUCAGACUAUGCAUUAAUUAUUAUAAUAAAAAUCGUUAAGAGUUAAUACAUGAGCAAGGAGUACUAAAUAAAUCUUUCACUCAAUCUUUUGUUUCAUAACAAAACAAAUCAGUUUCAUAAAAUAUAUACAUUAAAUCAUAUGCUUCAUCACUCCCGAUUGUUAAAGAUUAUGAAGAAUAAGAAAAUUCAUAAUAAUAAAAAUAAUUUCUCAAUAAAAAGUCAUAAAACUCCACAGUCUCACAUAUAGAAGAUUAUUUAAGAAAAAGCUCUUAUGAUUAAAAAGGAGAAGAUAAUUCAACAAACAUUUACAGGUCUUUAAAUCAAUCAAACACUCUAAAUAAUUCUCAAUUUCAUUCUCCUACAAUAAAUAACUAAAAUGUAAUGAUUUUUCAUAAAGAUGCAGAGAAUUUCUACAAAAAACUUCAUGAAAGCAGCUGUUCAGCUUGCAAAUUCGAUUCUCCUAAUAUAAGCAUGAUAAGUAAACAAUAAUAAGAUCAGUAACAGUAGAAAUAUAUGGUUUUGGCAGAAUACACAGCAUAACUUCAAAAUUAAAUGAAAAUUUUACUAGAAAAACUAUUAAGUAACAGAAACAGUGUAAGUGACCAAGAAUUAAAACAAGCAUUAUAAAAUUUAGAUAUAAAACACUUCAAAAAGAGUGAGAGUGUACAUGCAGUAAACAAUAUUAAAUGAAUCAAUGAAAUCAUUAUUUAUAACAUAUAUAUCAUAAUAAAAUAAAUUGAAUUGAAUAUAUAUAAUUAUACAUUUUUUAUUAUUUUUUAUUUUUUUCAUACCUUACCAACUAAAAAAUCUAAACUUUUUUGAAAUAGAUUGCAUCUGUAUAAUAAUUUUUUUUUAUGCUACUAUUUUUCUAAAUCACUAUUAUAAAUUAUAUUUUUAAUUAAUGCUUGAUAAAUUUUGUUAAUAGUUGUUGUUUGAAUUUUCAUUACUAGGAUUUUCCAAAUGGGUAAAAUCGCUUUAAGAUGGCAGGGCAGAAUAUAUUUUAUUUACUGAGUCAAGUGAUGAAUUUAUGUGAGAAUUAUUACUAAUGUUGUUAUCUUUAGAAUUUAUAUAGAAAAAAUUUUUAUCAUUUAAUGAGAAAUUAUUUUAAUCUUAGACAGAGUUUUUUUAGAAAUCAUAUAUAUUAGCUGUAGGGAUUGAGUAUGUUAGAUUUCGUUGAUGGUCUUAGUUCGGAGAAUAAUCUUCUUCCUUUUCAUGAGGUAAAUUAUUUAGAGAUUUAGCUUCAGUUUAUUAACUUUGUUAAUUCUAAAUUUUAGAGCGAUAUUCCUACAUUAUCUAGUCAACUAUGCUUUAAUUAUUAAUACUAUUACUAUUAAUUGGUUAUUUUUCAUUGUAGUUUUAUAUUGAGGUUUCUAUCUUUGUUUGUAUUUUUAUUGUUGUAUAUGGGCUAGUCGUGUGCGAAAUUUAAGUUGUAAUACUAGUACCUAAGUAUUAAUUUUAAUAGUUUGUGUCAAUUUUAUUAGUUUAAGCAGAUUAAGAGAUUUAAUUAUUAGCUGUGGAAUUAUUUUUAUUUAAAGUAUCUUCACUAUUCAUAAAAUAGCUGUUACUAUAGCUAUUGUCACUAUUUUAAAAGUUAUGAUUAUUUUAAAUGCUAGUGUAUGAUUUGAUCUGGCCUUAUAUUUAUUUGUUUGAAAAAAAAUUUUAAGAAAGAUUGUCUUAGUUAUUUUUUAAGGAGUUAGAAGGUGACACGUUUUGAUUUAGUGAUGUUUAAUUCUAUAAAUUUAAAUAAUAGUUGUUUUAAGAAGAUGACAUAGGAGUAUUUUCUGAUAAGUUUUACAGAUAUUUAGAAUCAAAAUAAUUGUGAACAUUUUAGUUUGUAAAAUUAUUUGCAAAAUUAGUAGAAACAUUUUGUACAUUCGUUUAUGAAUUUUAAUUUUAGUUAUUAUUUUCCUAGUUACUUAUUGCUAAUUACGAUAAAUUAAAUUGAUUUUCGUUUGUAUUUUAAACAUUUUAAUAAAUGUUAGAUGCUGAUUUAGAUAAUGUAUUAGAGUUUAUUUGGGUACUACUUGAUUGGUUUUUAUUUGUAAUUAGAACACUAUUUACCAUAGGAUGGUAUGAUAUAGAGUCUUCCUUCACUAAAUCAAGAUGUUAAUAAAGAUCAUCUAAAUUCUUAGAUGAUUAAUUCUUGAGAUUUCCUUAUUUAGAUAUAUUUGAAGUACUUAAAGGAGAAUGCAGUUCUGUUUUUGAUGAAAUGAAAUAGUGAGUAUUACUGUAUGUUCCAAGCUAUGAAUUAUGCUAGUCACUUAGAUGCUAUAUGCUAUUUUAGGAAUUUGGUGAAAUUAAUAAAGGUGCUGUAGACACAUUUACUAAGGGUUCAUUUAUUUUCAAAAGAGGAGUUAUAGAUGCACUCUAAAUAUUAGAAUUUGUAAGAUGAGUAGGAGAUAUAUUUAAAGAAGAAGGAUUUAAUGAGUUUACAGAGUAGGGGUAUGAAGCAUUUAAAACAUGUGGGUUUGAUGUAUUUAAAUGAUGUUGAUUUUGUGUACUAACAUUCUAAGUAGUUAGAAGAUCAGGAUUUGAAUAAUUUAAAAGUUGAGGAUUAGAUGAAUUAUUAAGUAGAGAUGAUCCAAAUGCUUGGUUUGUAUUUAGUUACAUGCUAUUUUGGUUGUUCUAUAAAGGUGAUGUAACUGUGUUCGCAUAUUUGUUUUAAGGGAAAUCUGUUUUUAAUGGAGUAAAUUGAUUUUUUGUCUGAUAUUAAUUUUAGAUUGAUAAGAUUGACUAUGAACUACUGCUUUAUAGUUAUUUUGAUUAGCUAUCUUUAUCUGUAAAAUAUUAGCUAAAUAAAUUUCUAUCAUUAGUUGAAUUGCUGUUACUAGCGCUUUAUUGAUUUAAUGUAUUUAAUGUAGAAAAAGGCUUUUCUCCAUAUUUAGAGCUUGGUAGAUAGUUUUAAUAUGAAUUUUCGGAAGGACUACAAUUUUAGUUUAAUUGCAUUGAAUUUGCCUGACUAAAGGUGUUGAAGCUUACUUAUUGACUGCUUAAACUAUUUAUAGGAGAAGUAGAGUUAACGAAACUUUUGCUAUAGUUUUAGAAGUUUUGUAAUUCUAGAUAGUUUGUGGUUUUUGAUUUCUCUCUAGGAGUUUGGCUUAUCUAAAUAUCUUUUGAUGACAAAAAGGAUGGUUAAAGCAAGCCUGUCAAAUGCUCAGUAAUAUUAGAGUAUUAUUCUUUUUGCUAAUUAUUGUUUAAAAUAUCAUAUCUUAAAGGAAAAACUAUUUUUUAAUGUGAUUCUUCAUUUUGAGGGAGCUAAUCCUUCAUUUAAUGUUGGCUUUUUGAAUUUAAAUUUUUAAUAUAUUCAUUUAUAAAUUAAGUUGAAGAUGAGAGGUGAGCUUUGUCUUCACUUUUUAUAUCAUUCUGUGGGGUAUAUACAAUUUCUUAUAUUUCAGUAUUUUAAAUAUUUGUGUUUUAUCCUAAUUGAGAGGGGCUUAUUUUAGGAGAAAUAGAGGCAUCCAUUUUUAUUUUAGGAGAGACACUGCUUAAAUAAUCUUUUAUAUAAUUAGAAUUAUCUGAAUUUUUAAGUUAGUCUUUUUGUUCAUGGACUAAUAAAUUUAAAUCUGGGAUUUAUUAGAGUUAUAUUUAUUGAAAUAAAUUAGCUUGAAUGUUUUCACUCUAUUGUUUCGUUUAAUUGCUAUUUAUUGGUUCUAUGACUCUAUUUUGGUUAUCUUCACUUAAUACCUUAGAUUUUAAAUCUUAUGAAGUGUUUAUUGCAGGAUUAUUAUUGAUACUAUUAGAAUUAUUAAAAUCUUUAUUAAUACUUGCUAGAUAAUUGCUUAUCAAAGAUUAACUAUUUGGUAGUUUUAACAUUGAAGGUACCUCACUGCUAAACGUAUCUAAUUUAUUGUUUUUAUUAGAAUGAGGAGUUUGCUAUUCACUGCUAUAAGGAGAGUCAUUUUCAGAUUCUACUCUUUUGAUUUGUUAACUCAUAUUUGUAUUAAUUUCAUCAUAUUUGACUUGGUUUAAACUGAAAUGGAAAUUUGAUUGAGACAAAGAAAGCUAUUUAGAUGGAGAAACAGGACUCUUACAUAAGCUUGUCUUAACACUCUAGGUGUAAUCUAUAUUUAAAUCACUCAUGGCAUCAUUAUAUUUAAAUACUCCUGAGAAAUGAAUUUCUGGACUUUAGUUUUGUGAACUGCUCAUGUUACUUUACAAAUUUUCGCUAUUAUUUUACUAAUCUAUUUUGCUUCCUUAUCUUUUAGAUUUUCUCAUAUUAAUAUAUUGAAGAAAAUUAGAAGGAUUAUCUAAUUUAGGCAUAGCUCUUGUAGUUCCAGGGUAUUUCAUUCUUUGAGAGUUUUUAGUUGAGCUUUUUUAUAUACUCUCUUAGGAAGAUUCCAUUUCUUCAAUGGAGUCAAAUUAAAAAUUGUUAUUCAGAUUGCAAUAAUAUUUUUAAAAUUUGCUAAUGUAUUAUCCACUCUUAGAAGUCAUUGAACCAUUACCACUAUUGUCAGCUUCAUCUGAAUUAUAGCCAGAAUUUUAUCCAACACUUUAUGAGUAAAGUCUGUCUUCAUAUUCAUCAUCACCAUUGCUUUCUUAUUUUUCAUUAAGAUUGAUGUUGAGUUUAUUAUCAGCCUUUUUUCUCCCUGAAUCUGAGUCUUGGUCUAACUCCAUAGUUCCGUAUUUUGUCAACUAUUUGAAUUAAUUUGCUAAUUUCAUUUAGCUAUUUUUGUUUGUGUUGUUUCCACUUUUAUUAUCAUCUUCGUCAUCUCCUUCGCUACUGUUUUAGCUUUUAUUACUCGCAGUAUUAACUGCAUUCCAACCUAUAUUCAUUCUCAUAGAUCUAUUUCUAGUGCUUUCUCCUCCGCAACUAGCUUUGAUAGUUUCUGUUGAUUUCUAAGAAAUUCUUCUUUCAUCUUCUUGGUCAGAAAGAGAUGGCGAUGAUGAUGAAGAAGAAGGAGAUUUCUCUUUUGUUUGUUGUGAUCCUUUUUAUUAUUUCAAGAAAUUGUCCAAAGCAAAAUGAUUUUGUGGAUGAUCUUCAGAAUUAUAAUUUUAAUUUUAGUUGAUUUUAUCGUUUUAUAUUUCUUAUUAUUAUUAUGUGACAAUCACAUUAUUCCAGCUUGUGGUCCCUCCAUUUGAAGUAGAACUAUUAGGAGUUUUGCUUAUUACAUUAGUAUGAAAAACAUUCUAUCUCAAUAGAUUGCGCUUAGCAGAUUUAGAAUCUGCAUUACAGCUAAACCUUCUUUCAGUAUCAACUUGAUAAUCAUCCAAUAUUAUGUCUUUCAUCAAAACAGGAGAAGGAAUAAAUCGCUCUGAUUUUGUUUGUAAGAUUUAUUUAUUGCCACUAAGUUGUUAUUCAUUAUCGCAGAUAUUUUUAAAUAUAUUUUUAUUUUGCUUACCACUAUUUGUUUUGUAAGGAGAAAAGUUUUCUGGUGUGUGAGCAUUUGGAGACGAUUAAUUAUUAUGUCUUUUUCUAUGUUUGUUUUUACUGCUGCUACUCCCUUGCUUCUCAAGAGAUAAGUCAUUUACAUCUUGAGGACUGCUAUCUCUGCUUGUUUCGAAAUCAAUAGAUGCUUGUCUAACAAGUUCUCUUUAGGCUUGUAAAAUUUCUAAUUGCUCCUCUAGUUUUGUCUAAUUAUCAACCUCUACAAAGUAACCCUCCUAUUCUAAUACACCCAAAAUUUACUUAUGAAUGAAACUCCUCUUUUUAUUCUAUUAAAUUAAAUCCUUUAAUCUAUUCUAAGUGAGAGAGCUAUUGCUUAGGGGAGAAGUUGCAUUCUCACUAUUUUUUGUGUCUAAAUUAGCAUUAUUUUAAUUAACAUCAUUAUUGUUAUUACUAAUAUCUUAUAAGGUCUAAUUCGCUUCACUGAAGACAUUUAAAUUCAAAUUAGGAACAAAAUUAUUAUCAUUUUCGACUUCAUUAUUUAAGUUUUAAGUGCUGAUCGAUUUGCUUAUAUCUGAUUUAUUUUAACUUGUCAAGUCAGGGUUGGUAACUUGAGUUAAAUGACUAUAUUCAUUUUAAUGCUAAGUAGAUGAAUAGAGAUUACCUUGAACGUAAUAUUUAUUUAGAUACAAAGAAGUUUCGGAUUAUGAAGGAGAUAACUAAAUAUUGGAGUUUGAUUAAUUUUACUCUGCUUAAUUGUCUAGUGAAGUCAAAUUUUAUGGAAUCUCUCUCUCAGUAACCUUAUUUGAUUUUUUCUCUAGCUAAAUAUUUUUUAAUUCCUAUAGCAUAGAAUUAUUCUUACAAACAGAGCUUUUCAAGCUGCCCAUCAUCUACUGCUUCAUGACAGAGUCGCGAAGACUUCUCCUUGAUGUUGCUUUGUCCUUUUAUUUUUCCUCUUCUUCAUUAUGGCUUUUGUUAUACUCUUAAUACUUCGAGCACUCUUCUUACAAUUUUUCUUCUUGAUUGAUCAUCACUGGCUCUACUUAUCCUAAUUAAUAAUGAUAAUUAUUAAUGAUAUUAAAUUAUUCUAUCAUUCUUUAAUUUUAAUUAAUUGUGAC